AUGGAACAAUUGCACAAAUUACAAGCAACCAUUUUUCAAAAUGCUCCGACUGCCCCAGAUGGCCGGUCCGAUGCCGAGGCUGCAGCAACGCCCUCGGUGAAGCAGACUUCGCUACUCCAUGAUUUGACUCACCUUGGACGAGACAACGCGGCGACUUUGGUUCAGGCCUUCAACACAUUGGUAUCAGGAGAACCGCUUAAUGACAAAGAGCUGUUACUCGAACAUGGCGUGCACAUGCUUCAGUCUCUCCCUGCCAACAGCGGACUAGGUGCAAAUGCUGCUGGUCGGUUCAUCAAAAUGCUGUGGGAUGACUUGCCUCACCCACCAGGAACCACAGCUGGUCCUACGACAAGAUACAGGAGGCACGACGGAGGUAACAAUAAUCUCUGGGACCCUGAAUUGGGAAAGGCAGGGUCCCCUUACAGCCGAAGCGUGCCGCCCGUGAAACCAAAGGGCCCCAACUUGCCGGACGUGGAACUGGUCUUUGAAUAUCUGCUUAGGCGUAAAGAAGGAGAGUUCCGCAAGCACCCAUCCGGCCUGAACAGAUUGUUCUUCUCCUUCGCCACAGUCGUCAUUCAUGAGUGCUUCCAAACUUCAAGGGACAAUAAAUGGGUCAACGAGACGUCCAGCUAUGUCGACCUGAGCACGCUCUACGGAAACACGAGCAAGGAGCAGAAGCGAGUGCGGACGUACAAGAAUGGACUCAUCUACCCAGAUUCGAUCGCUUCGGAGAGGAUCAUGCUGAUGCCACCGGGCGUCAUUGCUGUUCUGAUGAUGUUUUCCAGAAACCACAAUCACAUCGCCGAAACGCUCUUGUCCAUCAAUGAGCAAGGAAAUUAUGGUCAAUGGGAUAGUCUGACAGAAGAAAAACAGAAAGCGCAAGACGAAGAUAUCUUCCAGCUAAGCAGAAACAUUAACGUCGGCUUCUUCGCCUCCGUAGUGCUGAGAGACUACGUUGCCGCCAUUUUGAAUACGCCACGGGCUAAUUCUGAAUGGUCUCUCAACUUAGUGGAGUUUGCAGUUCUCUACCACUGGCACGCCGCACUCAGCGCCGCCGACGCAAAAUGGAUGGAUGAUGUGAUUAGUCGGAAUCUUUCCCAGAUAAAGUCUGUGGACGAAAUGACGCCGCGGCUCUUCUGGCAGAUGACAGAGAAGAUCACAACGGACUUGAUGUCGAAGCCUGCCAGCGAAUGGACCUUUGGAGGUUUAAAGCGUGGCCCUGAUGGAAGGUUCGACGACGCCGAUCUUGGCCGCCUCAUCAAAGACUGCAUCGAGGAGCCAGCUCACGCAUUUGGAGCUAAUGGUACACCGGCAAGCCUGAAGGUGGUAGAUCUCAUGGGCCAGCUUCAGGCCAGAGAGAUAUUCAACACCUGCACAUUGAAUGAAUUCCGGAAAUACCUCAACUUGACGGCGUACAAGAGUUUCUCGGAGUGGAACGAUGACCCCGAAAUUUCUCGAGCCGCCGAGCUCCUGUACGGCCACAUCGACAAUCUCGAACUAUAUCCGGGUCUACAGGCCGAGUGUACCAAGCCACCAAUGCCUGGAAGUGGUGUCUGUCCAGGUCAAACAACCGGACGUGGCAUCCUGGAUGAUGCCGUGGCCCUUGUGCGAGGCGACCGUUUCCUCACCUACGACUUCAAUAGCAACACCCUCACCAAUUGGGGCGUGUCCAAACUUGCCGAUCUCCCCGGAGGCGCGUACGGAGGCAUACUGUCCAAGCUCAUCUUCAACGGCCUCCCUGGGGAGUUUACCGGCACAUCAACCUAUGCUUUGCUGCCGUUCUACACGCCCGAGGCGGUCAAGGGCAUCCUCGAAGGCAACAAGGUGCUGGCCAAGUAUGAUCUUGCGAGACCUCGACCCAAUGCGAUGAAGCUAGUGGGUAUUCAUACUCAAGAGGGUGUCAAGAAGGCCUUUGAAGAUCGAGAAACAUUCCACGUCAUGUAUCAAGCGGCGAUCCGCAACUGCACCGACGGCCACGAAUUCAUGAUCGGCUGGGACGACCAGAAACGCCACGACCCACGUUCUGUCAUCCUCCACAAGGCCUUUUUCGAAGAGAAUUUUGAGGCGAAUCUUACAAAAUACUUUCGAGAGACGGUCAGAAGCCUGAUCCACAAGAGCACGCUCAAGUAUCCGGAUCGUCGACGGUCGAUUGACAUUGUCCGAGACGUCUGCAACGUCACGCCGAUCAUGUGGCUCGCCCGCCGUUUUGCGAUUCCGAUCAAGGACGCCGCCCAUCCACGUGGCCUGGUCACCAUUCCGGAGCUGUUUGAUAUCUAUCUCGUCCUCUUCAUGUACCAGAGCUUCAAUAUCUUGCCGGUGAAUGAGUGGAAGCUGAGGGAGACGGCCGAGACGGUUGCGCCGAUCCUCCGACAAAUCUUUACAGCUCAUCUCCGGACCCAGCGGGGUGUCACGGAGUACAUUGUGGAUUGGCUCGCCAAGGGCUCCGCGUAUGAAGUUGGGCCGGAUGCGGACCGGUUCUACCACGCCAUGAACAAGACAGGAUUGGACAUUGGCGACAUCGUGGGUGACUGCAUCGGCAUGGGUGCCCCUGUCGCGGGCAACAUCACGCAACAAGCAUCCCUGCUGAUCGAUCUCUACCUCCGCGACGAAUACGCGCAAUACAAAAGCCGCAUCGUGGAGCUCGCGCAAAAGGACGACGAAGCCUCGGACAAGGAACUGCUGGGGUUCGUGUUCGAGGGCAUGCGCCACGCCGGCGUCGUGCCCGGUCUGCCCCGCGUGGCCUCGCGGGAUGUGACAUUUGACGACGGCGCCCGCGGCCCCGUUGACAUCAAGGCCGGUCAAUACGUGCUCAUCGCCACGUCCUCGGCGGCCAUGGACCCAGUGGCUUUCCCGAACCCGGAGAAGAUCGAUCCGCACCGCCCAAUGUCAUCCUACACGCUUCUCGGGCACGGCAUGCACUACUGCUUCGGCGCCAGAUUGGUCGGCCCCGCCCUGGUCGCCACGCUCAAGGAGGUGUUCCGGCUGAAGAACCUGCGCCGCGCCGCCGGUCGACUGGGCCGCUUCAGCGUCAUAGAGCACGACAUCGCGGGCGUCAAGGCCAAGAUCUAUCUCGACGGCAAUGCCAAGGAGUCGCCCAUCCCGACCACGCUGCAUCUCUUGUACGAUGAGUGA
Molecule: messenger RNA, 3132 nt
Organism: Fonsecaea monophora
Lineage: Eukaryota; Fungi; Ascomycota; Eurotiomycetes; Chaetothyriales; Herpotrichiellaceae
Exons: 4
Coding region: 1-3132 (1043 amino acids)
Biological process (GO): response to oxidative stress
Molecular function (GO): peroxidase activity; iron ion binding; oxidoreductase activity, acting on paired donors, with incorporation or reduction of molecular oxygen
Source: RefSeq, a predicted model, not a curated record